This is a messenger RNA of Zerene cesonia (dogface butterfly), 1832 nucleotides long. Its product is annotated as enolase-like. Gene Ontology annotation, biological process: glycolytic process. The transcript is spliced from 4 exons. Gene Ontology annotation, molecular function: protein dimerization activity; phosphopyruvate hydratase activity; magnesium ion binding. The record is from RefSeq and is a predicted model, not a curated record. Lineage: Eukaryota; Metazoa; Arthropoda; Insecta; Lepidoptera; Pieridae. Bases 63 to 1832 code for a protein of 589 amino acids. Gene Ontology annotation, cellular component: phosphopyruvate hydratase complex.
UUAAGCUAAAUAUGACAUCGCUAUAAUGAAGUGGUUUUUGUUGUUAUAAUAUUUCUUAAAAUAUGGAUAAUGUGAAUGCAAAUGUGUGCUCCCUUGACGGUGCCGGGAUGCCGCUUAAUAUUGAUAGGUCACCUGUGUCUGGAAAUAAUUCGGAUAUGUUUUUGUAUGAUGAUUCGUCGAUGUCCGACGGCAGUUUAUAUGCUAGUGAUCAAGAAAAUCACUCAACCCCAAGAAAACGUUCGGAGUGCCGUCGGUUGCACAAGCGGCGAAGUCGGUGUCCUCAACAACAGAUACAGCAACGACAAGCCGCGAACCUCCGGGAGCGACGGCGGAUGCAGUCCAUCAACGACGCCUUCGAAGGCCUUAGAGCCCACAUACCCACCCUGCCAUACGAGAAACGUUUGUCCAAAGUAGACACGCUCAAGCUGGCCAUUGGAUACAUCAGUUUUCUUGGAGAACUGGUCCGGACGGAUAGAAACUCAUCAGACACAAUGCUGACGGGCGUAAGCAAUAGUCACAACAAAGAAGAACAAAAGAAAGUAAUUGUGAGAGCACGUCAAAUAUUCGACGCUACAGGAAUUCCUACGGUCGAAGUCGACAUGGUAACGGAACUGGGAUUGUUUCGGGUUGGUGUUCCUUCGACGGAUACAAAGAAAAUUGCUGAAUCAGUACAGUUGCGAGAUAAUAACCCAUCUGAGUACUUUGGUAUGGGCGUAUCAUCAGCCGUGAAGAACAUCAAUACUAUUAUUGCUCCGGAGCUCAUAAAACAAAAUCUGGAAGUGACAAUGCAGAAAGAAAUAGAUCAGUUCAUGAUCGCACUUGAUGGCACUGAAAACAAAUCUAGACUCGGGUCUAAUGCUAUAAUGGCGGUUUCUCUCGUUAUCGCCAAGGCGGGAGCUGCCAAAAAAGGAGUUCCUUUAUACAGGCAUAUUUCCGACAUGGCUGGCGUGACUAGUAUCAUAUUGCCUGUGCCGCAUUUAGUUGUCUUGACUGGAGGUAUCCUUGCUUCAAAUGGGCUCCCAUUUCAAGAAUACAUUAUCAUGCCCACAGGUGCGUCUUCCUUUGCUGAAGCUAUGCGCAUUGGAACAGAAAUAUACCUCUACGUUAAAAAUAUCAUCAAAACGAAAUAUGCAGUUGAGUGUACGUAUGUUAGCAAUUCCGGAGGAUUUGCAAUUCCUCUAGAAAGUCACAGGGAUGCAUUAUUAUUUUUAACAGAUGCCAUUAAACAGUGCGGAUUUGUUGGUAAAGCAGAGAUUGCUAUUAACGCUUCUGCAUCAGAUUUAUUCAAAGAUGGCGCUUACGACUUAGAAUUUAAAAACCCCAAUUCGAAUCCUCAAGAAUACAUGUCAUCGGAUAAAUUAGCCGAGGUAUAUUUAGACAAUAUGAAAGAAUUUCCUGUCUGCUCCGUAGAAGAUGCUUUUGAUUAUGACGACUGGGCAGCGUGGUCGACAUUGUCUGGGCGGACACAGUCGCAGAUUUUUGGUAAUGACCUGACCCAAACGAAUUUGCGCAGGGUCGGCUUGGCCGUUGAAAAGAAGGCCGGAAAUGCAAUUGCACUGAGAAUAAAUCAGGCCGGUACACUAACAGAGGUAAUUGAGGCGUUUAAGUUGUUAAAGUCAAAUGGAUUCGGUGUCGUUGUGUGUGAUCGAUGGGGAGACACCGAUGAUUUAUUUUUAGCUGACCUUGUUGUUGGUUUAUCGGCAGGUCAGGUAAAAUGUGGAGCUCCGGCUCGCGGUGAACAUAUUGGAAAAUAUAAUCAAAUCCUCAGAAUCGAGGAGGAAUUAGGGGCUUUAUCAAAAUAUGCUGGCAAAAACUAUCGAGUACAAGUUUGA